CCUGCGCGCCCUUGCUGCCCCGAGCAGCCCCAGGAUUGCGAACUCGUGCCCCUGACCUAUCGGGCGGGCCUCCGCGCUCCUGCCCUCGGCCCGGAUGGGUCUCCUGGCUGGGACUUGGGGCACCUGGAGUUAAUGUCCAACUGGAGGUCUGCGGAGACCGGAUCCGAGGUGCCGCCGCCGGACGGGACUCUAAGAUGAAGUUAUGGGAUGUCGUGGCUGUCUGCCUGGUGCUGCUCCACACCGCGUCCGCCUUCCCGCUGCCCGCCGGUAAGAGGCCUCCCGAGGCGCCCAACGAAGACCGCUCCCUCGGCCGCCGCCGCGCGCCCUUCGCGCCGAGCCGUGACUCAAAUAUGCCAGAGGAUUAUCCUGAUCAGUUUGAUGAUGUCAUGGAUUUUAUACAAGCCACCAUUAGAAGACUUAAAAGGUCACCAGAUAAACAAAUGGCCGUGCUUCCUCGCAGAGAGCGGCACCGGCAGGCUGCAGCCGCCAGCCCGGAGAGUUCCCGAGGGAAAGGCCGGCGGGGCCAGAGGGGCCGAAAUCGGGGGUGCGUCUUAACCGCCGUGCAUCUGAAUGUCACUGACUUGGGUUUGGGCUACGAAACCAAGGAGGAACUCAUUUUCAGGUACUGCAGCGGCUCAUGCGAUGCAGCCGAGACAAUGUAUGACAAAAUAUUAAAAAACUUGUCCAAAAAUAGAAGGCUGGUGAGUGACAAAGUCGGGCAGGCGUGUUGCAGACCCCUCGCCUUCGAUGACGACCUGUCCUUUUUAGACGAUAACCUGGUUUACCAUAUUCUGAGAAAGCAUUCCGCCAAACGCUGUGGAUGUAUCUGA
Messenger RNA from Lipotes vexillifer (Yangtze River dolphin), 830 nucleotides. RefSeq names its product glial cell derived neurotrophic factor (gene GDNF). Gene Ontology annotation, molecular function: glial cell-derived neurotrophic factor receptor binding; growth factor activity; receptor tyrosine kinase binding. NCBI's taxonomy places the organism in Eukaryota, Metazoa, Chordata, Mammalia, Artiodactyla, Lipotidae. Gene Ontology annotation, biological process: peripheral nervous system development; positive regulation of branching involved in ureteric bud morphogenesis; negative regulation of neuron apoptotic process. Bases 195 to 830 code for a protein of 211 amino acids. The transcript has 3 exons. The record is from RefSeq and is a predicted model, not a curated record.